AUGAUAGCCGGUCCUUCGCGCAUCGCAUCACGUGCUGGAUACGCUGCGCUUGCAGCUCGAGGCUUGGCGCGCAUGACAUCGGACCAGGCCAGGCCUCGCCCUGCCGUCGUGAUCAUUACCGGCCCAACUGCGGUGGGAAAGACGGACCUGUCGAUCCGGCUGGCCAAGGCUUUGGACGGAGAGAUCAUCAGCGCGGACUCGGUCCAGGUCUAUCGGCAGCUGGACGUGGGCUCCGACAAGAUUCCUGUGGAAGCAAGGCAGGGCGUGCCCCACCACCUCAUCGACAUCCUGGACCCCCAGCAAGACUUCUCGGCAGGCAUCUUCCAUGACCUGGCCUGGGCUGCAGUGGAUGACAUCGUGCAGGCUUGGGAGGAGGCAGCCGAGCAGGGCCAGACCCUCUCCCAGGAGCAGGCCUGGGUCCUCGGGUGCCGGCUGGUGCGGGACCUGGGGGACGCCCAAGCCGCAGAAAGGCUGGCAGAGGAGCCCAACAACACCUAUCGCCUGGCGAGGGUGGUGGAGGUCCUGCUGUCAGCGCCGGGGGCUCGCCUGUCGGACUUUGCGCAGGCGGGCCAGGAGCGGCGCAGGGCCUUCGCGUUCCACCCCUUUUUCCUGGUCCGGCCGAGGCUGGAUCUGUACCGCAGGAUCGACUCCAGGGUGGACCACAUGGUCAGCAGCGGGCUCAUCGGGGAGGCGGCCCACCUCCUCGCCUGCGGUGCUGCGCCAAACACAACCUGUGCCACGCGGGCCAUCGGGUACCGUCAGGCCCUCCUGGCACUAGAACGCCUGAGAAAGGAGGAAAUAAAAGAUGCUGAGCUGCCUGGUAUUCUGUUGAGUCUGGUGGUCGACAUCCAGUCUGCCACUCGCAAGCUGUGCCACCGCCAGAUGACCUGGUUCCGAAACCGGCCGGAAUUCCGCUGGCUGGAUGCCACUCAAGACACAGACCUGCUGCUGCGCCAAAUCUGCGAUCAUGUGCAGGGGGACCCAAGUGCUGCGACAGGGUAUGGCAGCGACCCCAAGCGCCUGUUUUUCAGCGACUCUCAACUCUGGUCGCCACAGGCGCUGCAGAUCAAGUGUAUGGGAUCUUGA
Auxenochlorella protothecoides is the source of this 1086-nucleotide messenger RNA. Its product is annotated as tRNA dimethylallyltransferase. NCBI's taxonomy places the organism in Eukaryota, Viridiplantae, Chlorophyta, Trebouxiophyceae, Chlorellales, Chlorellaceae. The record is from RefSeq and is a predicted model, not a curated record. Gene Ontology annotation, biological process: cytokinin biosynthetic process; tRNA modification. Bases 1 to 1086 code for a protein of 361 amino acids. Gene Ontology annotation, molecular function: tRNA dimethylallyltransferase activity. The transcript is spliced from 7 exons.